AUGAGCGCGCCUGAAGACACGGCACGGAGCAUACAGGCGGCGCUCGAGCCGUUUGUGCGGCCUCGUGAGGAGGUGGCGCACAUCCGGCGCGUCCUGCGAGCCCAUUUGGCGGCAUGCCUCAAGAGCGACGACAAUGCAUUGGACGGCAGCCUGGCGCUGGUUGACCUGUCUCGGGACCCGGAACCGCUGCCCGAGACGCGGGGACUGCAGCGGGCCUAUCUGCGAGCGCUGCGGGCCAACCUAGAAGCGCGGAGGGAGUUUGACCAGCGAACACAAGCAGCGUCUUCAGCGUCUUCAGCAUCUUCAGCCGCUGCCGCUGGACUGGAUGGAGGUCACGAUGCAGGGCUGUCGGCAUCGUCUGCCGACGGCAUCGGUAUUCUCAAGGAUCAUCUGACGACGGUCAAGUUGGGCCGCAAACGGGACCGGCUACAGGUGAUCAACCGUUACCUCGAUGCGCUGGGCGAGCGGCCCGUGGCUGUCGCUGCGGGCGAGGACUAUCUACACCCUGAAUUCAUCUACGGUGACGCUAUCACAACACUGCCGUCCGUGCCCAAGGCCGUCGUGGACGGGCUGGCCGAAGACGAGAUGGAGCGUGCGGCAGCGACGUCGAAAGACGCAACGCGUUCGGAUUCAGCAAGACAAGUAGCGGCAGCAGAUCUCGAACGGCUGGUGGCACGGCUGGAAAAGUCCGCACUGAGGGCACAACUGGUCCUACGACGAGAAGAGAAGCGGCUGGCGGCCGCCAAGGAACGGUCAAGCCGAACGAGCACAUCCCCGUCGGCAGCAGCAAAGCUACAGGCGCUUGGCGUGGCGCGAAACGAGCUCAUUGCGUGGAUGGAGGCGGAGCUGAGCAAUGCCGGCGACGAGAUUGACGACGAAGAUGAGGAGGCCGCCGAGUCGUCACGGCAGCUCCGACAGAGCUUACUGCAUGGGCACGAAGUGGUCGGCGGUAUGGGUGGUCUUGGCGGCAGCGACAAGAAAGUUCAACUCGAGAACAAACUGGACGACAUCCGUGACAAGUACAACCAGUACGUCGAGGCACGGCGUGCUCUGGUGGCCACGGUCGGGACAAUGGCGCCAAGCGACGAGGGGCCGACUAAGGCGGCGGUACCCAACCCGCUGUUUGCAAACAUGCCGCAGCUGCUGCCAAACUCGGGCGGCGAUAGGACCGCCACGGCCGCCACCACGCCAAGUAUGCCCACGGCUGCAACAUCACAGUCACCAUCACCUGCACAAGCGCCAAAACCAGCAGUGUCUGGCGCCGAAAAAGCAGCGGCACUCGGCAACCUAUUGCUUGCACCCUACUUUGAACGGUUGCUGGCCGUGGCCCGCGACCAAAAGGCCGACAUUGCCCACAAGGCGCACUACAACGUCCUCUUGGCGAAGCGCCUCAAGGACACAUGCCAGAUGCUCGACCACUUGGCCGACGAGAGCCAGCUUCUUCCGCGGUUCGGUGCCGCCAACAACGGAGGUGGUAGCGGAGGGGCCCGCGGUGGUGCAGCCUUCCUCCGCAAAAAGGCAUUGCUCGCCCCGGAACAAGGGACGACUGCUGCAGCGGCAGAAGGAGUUAGUCAACGCGCUGCAGCAUGGACGAAUGCGGCAGACUCGGCCAAGAUUGCCACGUUCGAAGCCGUGUUUGAAAAGGUGGAGGAGGGCCAGGUGGCACUGGAACGGGCCACACAAUCCCUGGUCGAGGCUGAGCGUCUGCUCGGAAGGAAUCCCGAGGACGAGGGCGAGGGUGACGACGGCAAGAAAGUAGGGACGCGUAAGCCCGGCGCAAGACAAGAACAACAGAGCGGCGACAUAUGGGCCAAGCUGGACGGCGAGCUGGGACUGCUAAAGGGGGACAGUCGUCGGUAG
Messenger RNA from Sporothrix brasiliensis 5110, 1860 nucleotides. RefSeq lists its product as uncharacterized. Lineage: Eukaryota; Fungi; Ascomycota; Sordariomycetes; Ophiostomatales; Ophiostomataceae. The record is from RefSeq and is a predicted model, not a curated record. The coding region runs from base 1 to 1860 and encodes 619 amino acids. The transcript has a single exon.